Messenger RNA from Tupaia belangeri chinensis (Chinese tree shrew), 4232 nucleotides. RefSeq names its product laminin subunit gamma 2 (gene LAMC2). Gene Ontology annotation, biological process: animal organ morphogenesis; tissue development; axon guidance. Gene Ontology annotation, cellular component: basement membrane. The coding region runs from base 218 to 3793 and encodes 1191 amino acids. The record is from RefSeq and is a predicted model, not a curated record. The transcript has 24 exons. NCBI's taxonomy places the organism in Eukaryota, Metazoa, Chordata, Mammalia, Scandentia, Tupaiidae.
ACCAAGAGAAAACCAUGCAAGACCUGACUGGAUGAUGUAGGAUGUAUAAGAAACUGGAGUCACUGUAAACUGAAGAACAGCCAAGGACUGAGUCAGGUAGAAGAGUCGAUAAAACCACCUGAUCAAGGGAAAGGAAGGCAUUGCGGAGCACAGAGUGGAAACCAGCAGCCGCGAGGCGCCGGGCAGCGACCCUUGCAGCGCGGACGGCGGCCCAGCGAUGCCUGCGCUCUGGCUGAGCUGCUGCCUCGGCCUCUCGCUCCUCCUGCCCGCAGCCCGGGCUACCUCCAGGAGGGAAGUAUGUGAUUGCAAUGGGAAAUCCAGGCAAUGCAUCUUCGACCAGGAGCUCCACCGACGGACAGGCCAUGGGUUCCGCUGCCUCAACUGUGAAGACAACACUGCCGGCCUGCACUGCGAGAGGUGCCAGGAGGGCUUUUACCGGCACCGAGAGAGAGACCGCUGUUUGCCCUGCAACUGUAAUUCCAAAGGUUCUAUUAGUCCUCGAUGUGACAGCUCUGGACGGUGCAGCUGUAAGCCGGGUGUGACAGGAGACAGGUGUGACCGAUGUUUGCCAGGCUUCCACACACUCACAGAUUCGGGGUGCACCCAAGACCAGAGACUGCCAGACUCCAAGUGCAACUGCGACCCAGCUGGCAUCGCCAGACCCUGUGAGGCGGGCCGCUGCAUCUGCAAGUCAGCUGUCACUGGAGAGCGCUGUGACAGGUGUCGAGCGGGUUACUAUCACCUGGACGGGGCCAACCCUGAGGGCUGCACCCCGUGCUUUUGCUACGGGCAUUCAGCCAGCUGCCGCAGCUCUACAGACUACAGCAUCCAUAAGAUCACCUCGACCUUCCAUCAAGAUAUUGACGGCUGGAAGGCUGUCCAAAGAAAUGGGUCUCCUGCAAAGCUCCAGUGGUCACAGCGCCACCGGGAUGUGUUUAGCUCGGCCCGACGAUCGGACCCUGUCUAUUUUGUGGCACCUGCCAAAUUCCUUGGGAACCAACAGGUGAGCUAUGGGCAAAGCCUGUCUUUUGACUACCGUGUGGACAGGGGAGGCAGACACCCAUCCUCCCAUGACGUGAUCCUGGAAGGUGCUGGACUACGGGUCACGGCUCCCUUGAUGCCCAUUGGCAAGACCCUGCCCUGUGGGAUCACCAAGACGUACACCUUCAGGUUAAAUGAACACCCAAGCAGUCAUUGGAGCCCCCGGCUGAGUUAUUUUGAGUACCGACGACUACUGCGGAACCUCACGGCCCUCCGGAUUCGAGCCACGUAUGGAGAAUACAGUACUGGGUACAUUGACAAUGUGACCCUGGUUUCAGCCCGCCCCGUCUCCGGAGCCCCAGCGCCUUGGGUUGAACAGUGUGUGUGCCCUGUUGGGUACAAAGGGCAGUUCUGCCAGGAUUGUGCUUCUGGCUACAAAAGAGAUUCUGCAAGACUGGGGCCUUUUGGCACCUGUAUUCCCUGCAACUGCCAAGGGGGAGGGGCCUGUGAUCCAGACACAGGAGACUGCUAUUCUGGAGAUGAGAAUCCUGACAUCGACUGCGCCGACUGUCCCCUCGGUUUCUACAAUGACCCACACGACCCCCGCAGCUGCAAGCCCUGCCCCUGCCACAAUGGGUUCAGCUGCUCUGUGAUGCCCGAGACUGAGGAGGUGGUGUGCAGUAACUGCCCCCCUGGGGUCACCGGUGCCCGCUGUGAGCUCUGUGCCGAUGGCUACUUUGGGGACCCCUUUGGGGAGCGUGGCCCAGUGAGACCCUGUCAGCCCUGUCAGUGCAACAACAACGUGGACCCCAGCGCCUCUGGGAACUGCGACCCGCUGACCGGCCGGUGUCUGAAGUGCAUCCACAACACGGCUGGCGCCCACUGUGACCAGUGCAAAGCUGGCUACUUUGGGGACCCGCUGGCUCCCAACCCUGCAGACAAGUGUCGAGCUUGUAACUGCAACCCCAUGGGCUCGGUGCCCGUAGAGUGUCGAAGUGAUGGUAGCUGUGUUUGCAAGCCGGGAUUCGGUGGCUUCAACUGUGAACAUGCAGCCUUAACCAACUGCCCAGCUUGCUAUAAUCAAGUGAAGAUUCAGAUGGACCCGUUCAUGCAGCAGCUUCAGAGCCUGGAGACCCUGGUGUCAAAGGCUCAGAGUGGCAGUGGAGCAGUUCUCAACACAGAGCUGGAAAGCAGGCUGCAGCAAGCAGAGCAGGCCCUUCGGGACAUUCUGAGAGAUGCCCAGAUUUCAGAAGGUAUGAGCAGAUCCCUCAAUCUCCAGUUGGCCAAGGUGAGGAGCCAAGAGAACAGCUACCAGAACCGCCUGGAUGACCUCAAGAGGACCGCGGAACGAGUCCGGGCCCUGGGAAAUCAGUAUCAGGACAGAGUUCAGGAUACCCGCAGGCUUAUCACCCAGAUGCGCCUGAGCCUGGCAGAAAGUGAAGCUUCCCUGCGAAACACCAACAUCCCUCCUGCCGACCAUCACGUGGGGCCAAAUGGCUUUAAGAGUCUGGCUCAGGAAGCUGCGAGAUUGGCAGACAGCCACGUUGAGUCAGCCAGUGAUAUGGAGCGCCUGGCGAGGGAAACUGAGGACUAUUCCAAACAAGCACUAUCACUGGCUCGCAAGGCUCUGAGUGAAGGAGGUGGCCCAGCCAGCCUGGACAGCUCCGCGGUGCAAGGACUUAUGGGAAAAUUGGAGAAAACCAAGACCCUGGCACAGCAGUUGGCAAGGGAAGCUACUCAAGCUGACAUUGAAGCCGACAGGUCUUAUCAGCAUAGUCUCCGCCUUCUCGAUUCCGUGUCUCAGCUUCAGGGAGCCCCUGCUCUGUCCUUCCAGGCAGAAGCAAAGAGGAUCAGACAAAAAGCUGACUCUCUCUCAAGCCUAGUGGCCAGACGUGUGGACGAGUUCGAGCGUGUGCAGAGCAAUCUGGGGAGCUGGGAAGAAGAAACCCGGAAGCUCUUACAGAAUGGAAAGAAUGGGAGACAGACAUCGGAUCAGCUGCUUUCCCGUGCCAACCUUGCUAAAAGCAGAGCCCAGGAAGCAUUAAAUAUGGGCAACACCACUUUUUAUGAAGUUGAGAACAUCCUAAAGAAUCUCAGAGAAUUUGACCUCCAGGUAGGGGACAGAAAAGCAGAGGCUGAAGAGGCCAUGAAGAGACUCUCCUACAUCAGCCAGAAGGUUGCAGAUGCCAGUGACAAGACCCAGCAAGCAGAGAGAGCCCUGGGCAGCGCUGCCACCAACGCCCAGCGGGCAAAGAGUGCAGCACGCGAGGCCCUGGGCAUCACCAACCACAUUGAACAGGAGAUCGGGAGUCUGAACUUGGAAGCCAACGUGACAGCAGAUGGAGCCUUGGCCAUGGAGAAGGGACUGGCCACUCUGAAGAGCGAGAUGAGGGAUGUGGAGGGGGAGCUGGCAAGGAAGGAGCUGGAAUUUGACAUGGACGUGGACGCGGUGCAGAUGGUGAUUACAGAAGCCCAGAGAGUUGAUACCAGAGCCAAGAAUGCUGGAGUUACGAUCCAAGACACACUCACCUCCCUGGACAACAUCCUGCACCUGAUGGACCAGCCUGGCAGUGUGGAUGAAGAGGGGCUGGCCUUACUGGAGCAGAACCUUUUCCGUGCCAAGGCCCAGAUCAACAGCCAGCUGCGGCCCUUAAUGUCAGAGCUGGAAGAGAGGGCACGUCGGCAGAGGGGCCACCUCCUCUCACUGGAGACAAGCAUAGAUGGAAUCCUGGCCGAUGUGCGGAACCUGGAGAACAUUAGGGACAACUUGCCCCCCGGCUGCUACAACACGCAGGCUCUGGAGCAGCACUGAGGCCGCCAUGGGGACUUCUCAACAGAGCUCCUUGGGAUUCAGAUCUCAGGGCUCAAGAGUCAGCUAGUACGGGAGGGGUGGGGACUCUGGUGCAUUUUAUGGAUGUGCUCAGGUCACUUGGCUGACCCCACCUCUGAGAACAUGGCCUGGUAGAAAUCUGUCCCAGGGUGAUUCUAUUUGUUCCUGAGGCUGGACAGUGAGGAAAACAGCAUUGGGGAUGAGACCGAUCAAAGGCCUGGGACCCCAGAGGGGGUCUGGGUGGAAGGACACACCGCACGGGCAGGUGACAUGGAGUCCUGGAUUAUGGUCAGCCAGCUGAUUCUUUGAGUGACGUGACCAAAGGAAAUAUUUUUGACUUGGCCAGGCAUAAAAGUCUAAUGCCUGAACAGUGAAUGAAAUGCAGUCAUUCCGGCCAGUAAAAUGUAGAGCCUCGGACUGU